AGACAGUCCUUCUCUGUGAGGGAAAAGAAGAACUCAUACUGAUAAGGCAGCCCAGCUAGAAUUUAUUUUACCCUUAAUACUUGUUCGUUUCCAAUCUUUAAGGUUUUAGGAAAACACAUUAAGCAGUUCUUAAGCUCUUGAAUUAUUCAAAUACCUUAUUUUUUGUGUCUAGUCAGGAUUUUUUUUUUCCUCCCAUAAAUUGUAUGCAUCUGAGCCCCUUAUUUAGGAAGUUGGAAUGUGCAGCAUUUGGUCAGACAGGAUUUGAGCUUAUCUGGACCUACUAAUUGCAAGUUUCUCUGCUGUGCAUUUUUUCAGUUAUCCACAUCAGGAAAAUAAAGAGAGAGGGUGAAGACUGAACAUUUCGGUUGCUAAAAACGUCACAAGUUGCUGAACUCUCCUUCUUUUGCAAGUUAAACAGAAAGUGGGAUAUGCAGUAGUUUUGGACUCACUUUAAGAAGUCAGUUUGGAAUCAGGAGAGCUUUAAAGUGUUUAAGGAAGGUGCUUGGCUAGACGACAAAAAUAAAAACAGAUAUCUGCAAGCAUUGAAUGACUUUAGCAUAAUGACAGCAGAAGAUUCAAAUGAUAUGAUGAGUAACAAUUCCUCAAACAUGUCCACAUCAAAUGUUCCUGAGGGAGUUUCUGGAGCACCAAAUGAAGCAGCACUGCUAGCACUAAUGGAGCGUACUGGUUAUACUAUGGUCCAAGAAAAUGGUCAGAGAAAGUAUGGAGGUCCACCACCAGGCUGGGAAGGCCUUCACCCUCCACGUGGUUGUGAAGUUUUUGUGGGCAAAAUACCCCGUGACGUUUAUGAGGAUGAACUAGUCCCUGCCUUUGAAAAUGCUGGAAGGAUCUAUGAAAUGCGCCUGAUGAUGGACUUUGAUGGUAAGAAUCGUGGAUAUGCCUUUGUGAUGUACACCCACAAGCAUGAGGCUAAGAGGGCUGUAAGGGAGCUGAACAAUUAUGAAAUUCGGCCUGGGAGACUCUUAGGUGUUUGCUGCAGUGUAGAUAACUGUCGGUUAUUUAUUGGAGGGAUCCCAAAGAUGAAGAAAAGAGAAGAGAUAUUGGAAGAAAUUUCUAAAGUGACUGAAGGGGUUCUUGAUGUUAUUGUCUAUGCAAGUGCUGCUGAUAAGAUGAAAAAUCGAGGCUUUGCCUUUGUAGAGUAUGAAAGCCACAGAGCUGCUGCCAUGGCACGAAGAAAGCUAAUGCCAGGAAGAAUCCAACUGUGGGGUCAUCAAAUUGCAGUUGAUUGGGCAGAACCAGAGAUUGAUGUUGAUGAAGAUGUGAUGGAGACUGUUAAAAUUCUUUAUGUCAGAAACCUAAUGAUUGAAACAUCUGAGGAUGCAAUCAAAAAGAUCUUUGGCCAGUUUAAUCCUGGAUGUGUUGAACGGGUUAAAAAAAUACGUGAUUAUGCUUUCGUGCAUUUUGCCACCCGAGAUGAUGCCGUUCAGUCCAUGAGGAACCUCAAUGGCACUGAACUUGAGGGAUCCUGCAUAGAAGUCACUCUGGCCAAGCCUGUUGAUAAAGAACAGUACACUCGUUACCAGAAAGCUGCUAAAGGAGGGGCACCUGCCACCACUACAACCACCGAAGUGGCCCAACCAAAUUAUGUUUACUCUUGUGAUCCAUACACCCUAGCAUAUUAUGGAUACCCAUAUAAUGCCCUCAUUGGUCCGAACAGAGAUUAUUUUGUCAAAGGCAGCAUAAGAGGCAGAGGGAGAGCUGCAGCUGGCAACAGAACCCCUGGUCCCAGGGGAACCUACCUGGGGGGAUACUCGGCAGGCCGUGGCAUAUAUAGCAGAUAUCAUGAAGGGAAGGGUAAACUGCAAGAAAAAGGCUUUGAACUUGUACCCAACCUCGAAUUACCUGCAGUCAACCAAGUUGCCCUUAAACCUGGUACAGUGGCAAUUCCUACCCUUGGCGCACAGUACUCUAUGUUCCAGGCUGCUUCUGCUGCCAAACUAAUUGAAGAGGGCAAACUCCAUGGAAUGGAGCAUAUGAUUAAUCCUAUUGCUGUCCAGACUGAUCCAGCUAGUGCUGCUGCUGCUGUGGCCGCUGCCGUUAUGCCGUCUGUUUCAACUCCACCACCAUUUCAGGGCCGUCCAAUAACUCCAGUGUAUACCAUGGCUCCAAAUGUCCAAAGGAUUCCUGCUACAGGCAUUUAUGGGGGAAGCUAUGUUCCCUUCUCUGCUCCUACCACUGCUACCUUAGCCGCACUACAGAAUAAGGCCGCCACAGCAGCAUUGUAUGGAGGAUAUGCUGGUUAUAUACCUCAGGCAUUCCCCACUGCAACGUUCCAAGUUCCCUUACACGACCUCUAUCAAACAUACUAGAACUAUCAUCCUAAGAGUGGAGCAAUACAAACACUGAAGGAACUCUAAAUAUUUAUGAAGAACCUUAAAGAAUAUAUUCUUAUAAAAACAUUUUAUACAUGUGAAGAUUUUUUUUUAAAGAGAAAAAAAAGAAAACAUUUAUAGGUUGACUUAUACUUAUGUUCAAACAUUUCUAAAAUACUUUUUAUGUUUUUUUGGCUUUUUAUAUAGAUUUAUAUUACAUGGCUUUUGGUAGAGAUUUUAUCUUUAUAUCUCCUAUGUAAGUGGUAUGAAGGUUUUUUUUUAGCAUAUCUUGCACUCUCUAAAUUCAUAUAUCAUAUCUAAUAUUGCAUGUAUAUUAUGUAUAAGCAUCUAAUGAUGAUGCAUGGAAACAUAGUUGAGUGUGUAUAUUUAAGAACAUUAGAAUGUUCACUUUUGGAAAGGUACAUUAUUUAUAAACAUAUACUGGAAUAUUUGUGGGAUGGACAAAAAAUGUGUUCUUUUAAUUGGAAUUCACAAAUAUGUGACUAUUCCAUUAUGUAUUUUAAUGUCUUCACAAGACAGAGCAUAUAUGUUGCACCAUAAGUUUAAAGAAGUAGCAAUAAAAAGUCAGGGAUUUGUAGAACUGAUAAUAUCACAAAUAUUCUUUAUAUAAAACAUUUUUAUAUCUCCUGUUUGUAAACCAUUUAGUAAAUUGUAUUAAUAAUGUCGGUGAGGGCAGCAGACACUUUACAUAUCAUGCAAGUGUAGUAUAAAAUACUUAAAGUAUGUGUGUGUAUAUAUAUAUAUAUAUAUAUAUAUAUAUAUAUAUAUAUAUAUAUAUAUAUAUAUAUACUGUAUAAAGUGUUCUCCACAGAAAAUUUUGCAAGCCAGGUGGCAUUAUAAAGUAGCCCGCAUUGUAAUACUUUCUAAUAUAACAUUUUCUGCUAUAAAAAGCACAAAUUAAUUGCAUAAUUUAACAUGCAUUUAUUUAAUAAUAAUUUGUGCAAUAAACAUUAAAAAUGUUUAAUAUUAGCUCAUUUUAACUUCAUAUUAGCUAAAAUUUUAGCUGGGUGGUGCAACCAUUAAAGAGGUCUUGGAGAGAACACUGAUUUAUUUAUAUAAAUAUAUUAUUAUUUCAGUAAGCCGACGGUUGCAAGUUUCACAUUAGAAGGUUGUUUAUUGCAUGUAAUUAGAGGCGUGUCAAAUUGCGGUCUCUAUUACAAUAGCCAUAAGUAUUAGUUGUACAAUUCUUGGUUGCAUUAAUUCAUGGGGGACUAUUUAUUAAUGUGCGAGCGGAUAUGAUACGAUGUAGCGUAUCAUGUCCGCCGCACAUCUAUAAAUGCCGACAGCAUGCGCUAUCGGUAUUUAUCAUUACACAAGCAGUUCUUGUGAACUGCUUAUGCAAUGCCACCCCCUGCAGAUUCGGGUGUCAAUCAACCCGAUCGUAUAGGAUCAGGUGGAUUGAAGACCACAGCCUCAGCCUUAGACCGCUGCUUCAUAACUACUGUUUUCGGUAAGCCUGAAGGCUCGCGCGGAAACGGGGGCAUCAUGCUCUAUUCGGAGCUUGAUAAUUUGGCCCCAUUGAGUCAGUCUGCUCUUUUCUUAUCUCUGUUUUUGUUUUCGAGGGCAGCUAGAAGCCCAGAUCAGACAUAAGUGAAUAAGUCUAAGGAUGUCUUAAAACCUCAGCACACCACUGCUAGAACUAUCAUGUAAUAGGCAAAGCCAUAAUAUAUGUAUAGGAAUUAGAUAAAUAAAUAUGUUUCUUAAUAUUUUUAGACAACAUCUUAGGUGUAAUUAUUUUAUCCUAUUUAGAUACAUGUAUUCAGGCUAGUUUAAAGCAUUAUAUAAUAAAAUAAAUAAAUAACAUUUGGCUGGUAGCUCAACAUCUCACCUGCAUACAAUAAAACAUGUGAUGUCCUUAUAAAAGCAGCUAUAUCUGCUUAUUAUGUUUGAUAUUGCACAGCUUCAUCUUUUGUUUAUGAAAUGCUGACCAAAAUAGUGACUUUUUAAAGGCCCCUUAAAGUUAAAAAAUGCUUUAUAAAGCAACAGAAAAGUUCCUAUUCAUCUUACUAUAUCUUCCCAUACAUUUUUAAUCUUUAAAAUAUAGGUACCUACUCUGAAAUAUCAUUGUUUCUUCUGACAGGGCUUUUCACCACACUCCAAAUGAAAUACUUCCAUAAGUGUCUGGAUCGGUUGCAGUCACGCUCACAGCCAAUCAUUUGGGGCAUAUGUAUCAAGGUCUGGCGGACCUGAUCCGACACUGCGGAUCAGGUCCGACAGACCUCGCUGAAUACGGCAAGCAAUACGCUCGCCGUAUUCAGCAUUGCACCAGCAGCCCACAAGAGCUGCUGGUGCAACGCCGCCCCCCUGCAGACUCGCUGCUAAUUGGUCGCCAGCAGGGGGGUGUCAAUCAACUUGAUCGUACCCGAUCGGGUUGUAUUGUAGCGAUGUCUGUCCGCCUGCUCAGAGCAGGUGGACAGGUUAUGGAGCAGUGGUCUUUGUGACCACUGCUUCAUAACUGCUGUUUCUGGCGAGCCUGCAGGCUCGCCAGAAACACGGGACAUCAAGCUCCAUUCGGAGCUUGAUACAUAUGCCCCAUAGACAGUAAUUUUGGAGAUCAGUGGAAAGCACCAGAUUGGUUUAUGGUUUUGGUGAUUUUAGAUUAAGCAAAGUUGGAGGAAGCAAACUUAUUAUGAUACUUAAAUGUGCAAGGUUUUUAUAUGGACCCAGUGUCCUGUUAAGACUCACCAAUGAUAGGGUAUUUGUCUACUGCCCUAGCUUUUUAUUAUGAAUAUUCCAUUUUAUUUUUUCAUGAACUUUGCAUAAUAUGAAUUAUUAUACAGUUUUAGACCUAGUAACAUUUAAUAAAGUAUUUUAACUUUGUUUUUUAACUGUUUAGUGAAGUGAUCAUUGCUGCCAUAUCAUAAUUAUUUAGUCCUUCUAGUAAGUAACUACAGAGCUGUUGGUUCACUGAAAAGAAGGAGUCAUGGGAAAGACCAUGUAAAACUGAAAAAACAAUGAGUGAGUUUAUAAAAAUACACUUUUUAGUUUAAAAUUCAUAUUUAUUAAAUGCCCAUUGGAGUAAUAUCUCAGGAAUUGCCUGCCACUCCUGUGAAGGAUCCAUAGGAGAAAUCAAUUUUUGGUGGGAAAAUUGAUUAUUAUAUAAUAACCCUAUUAGAUAAAAAAAAGUAAAAUGGGAAAUGUUCAGAAUUACUGACAAGAUCUAAAUGCACUCUACCCAAAUUCCAAGCCCUUGAAAAUGUCAAAACCUUUUUCACUGGAUCCGUAGAAUAAUGUGCAAUAUGAAUAGUAGGCACUUAACAUUCCAUGCAAUAUUGUAUAAAAGGCAAGCACAGAGGCCUUAAUUCGUGUUUCAGUCAAAAUCGCAGUAGAAGUUUAAAGGGUUGACCUAGAAUGGUUUGCCAAAUCGACAUGAUGUAUCUGCCAAAUGUAAAAGCCCAGUAGGCAAGACUUCCUGAAUCUGCCCACCUCUCCUAACAUCAAAUCUGGUACAACUUCCUUUUUAUAUUGAAAUGCUCAUAAAUACAAAUGUUUAUUACUCUAUUAUAAGUGAGGACACUAUGACACUGGUUGAUAGCUAUGUAAACAUUAUUUCAUAUGCCUGACGUCACUGGGAACUCAAACACCUGGCCUAAUACUUCCUAGAUAACACUCCAGGAGCGUGAAAUAUAUGGGGGUUUUAUUUGUUAUAAAAAAAGGAUGUCCUCAUUUUUAACCGUACCUCUGUUGUGACAGAGUUUUAGAAUCUAGUGAUGGAAACGUAUAAUUUAUAAAAACAAACAAAAAAAACGAUUUACUUUAAAACAUUUUACUUUAAUAUAUAUAAAAAAAAUCUUCCAUGGGUGUAGGUGACUUUAGGUAUACAUUUUUAAGAAAUAUAUUUCUGUAAAUAUUUUCUUUUAAGAAGCUUUGUGUGUGGCACACCGAAAGGUUAGUGCCACUUUAUUUCAUUGUUAUUAACAAAAGUUUUGUUAUAAUAGAUAGUAUAAUAUUGUUGCAGUGCUUGUGGCCUGUUUAAAGGCUUUUAUAGAAUUAUGUCUAAGAUAUUUUAACAUGUGAAUGCAGCAUAUUUCAUUCUCUUUCCACGGUUGCAUUAUUGCAAAUACCUGUUGUGCCAUAACCGCUUUCUCUUUUUGGGUAAGAAACUGGAAAUAUUCUUAUCAUCCCUAUUAUUUAUUAUUUUGCAGCAAUUGUUGUUUGUACUUUAUUUUUUUUGAAAGGGGCAUUACCAAUGUAUUUUGAGGUUGGCAAGAGUACAUCACCAAUUUAAUUUGAAAACAUUUUGAAACAUUUAAACAAAACAAGAUAUAGAUUAUACAAUUGAUUAUCGUCAUACCAUCUUAAAGGGAUACUAAACCCAAUUUUUUUUCUUUCAUGAUUCAGAUUGAGCAUGCAAUUUUAAGCAACUCUCUAAUUUACUUCUAUUAUCAACUUUUCUUCAUUAUUUGCUAUCUUUAUUUUUAAAAAGCAGGAAUGUAAAGCUUAGGAGCUGGCCCAUUUUAGGUUCAGUACCCUGGAUAGUGCUUACUUAUUGGUGACUACAUUCAGUCAAUCAAUAAGCAAGCGUAACCCAGAUUUUGAACCAAAAAGUGUCUGGCUCCUAGGCUUUACAUUCCUGCUUUUUAAAUAAAGAUAGCAAGAGAACAAAGAAAAAUUGAUAAUGGGAGUAAAUUAGAAAGUUGCUUAACAUUACAUGCUCUAUCUGAAUCAUUAAAGGGACAUUAAACACUUUGAGAUGAGAAUAUAAAAUGAUAAAUCAUAUAAAUAAAAAAAGUCUGCAUUAUACUUUCAUUAUUUAUUUUGUCUCCUUUUCCUGUAAUUCCAUUCUAAAAUUGUGAGCUUUUCAGUUCCUGUUAGAAAUGGAAGGGCAGAACACUGUUCUAUUCCACAAAGCCAUUGGCUGCACACUCCAGUGACCUAUUUAUAACUGUCCCUAAUUGGUUACAGCAGAGAAAUUAACCUAAGUUACAACAUGGCAGCUCCCAUUGUUUUAUAAACACUAUACAUUUUACACUUAUUUUGUCAAUAUUUAAACAGCUAAUGAAACUUUAAAAAAUAUAUCUACAUUUUAUUCUCAGACUAAUCUUUUCUUUGAAUGCAUCAUUCUAUCUAGCAUUUAUUUUGUGUGCAAUGUCCCUUUAAAGAAAAAAAUUGGAUUUAGUAUUCCUUUAAUCAAGGAAGGGGAACAAUAAGCAUGGUUCAAUGUAACAUAGCGCAGUGUAUUAUAGGGAUACAAAAGGGAAAUGGUAAAUCUGUAUUAACAACAAACUCAUAUUUUAAAAUGAAUUGUUCUGCAUUUGUAAAGCACUUUUGUAAUUUUCCAGAAGUGCGUUCAUCUUAUUACAUCAUUUAUUUACUCAUUGAAAUGAUGGCAUAUUUUUAUUUCGGUAUUUAAAAGUAAAAAUAAAAGUAUACUUGUAAAAUAAAUAAAACAUGUCACCAUUUUUUUCUUAAUAUAAUUGCAUAAAUGGCAUCAUAUUUUUUUUCAUUUUGCUCACAAAUUUUCUAUAUCUGUUGUAGAAACUUUUUGACUUUUAAGUCAACAACUCAUGUAGGUGCUGCUCAUAAUUUAUCAACUUUGUAACUUAGAUCUAAGCUAGGACCACCAUGUUGUUUUUGGAAGCUGAUUGUAUUGAGUGUUGCGGCACUGCGCAUAUGUUUGUAAAGCCUUUAGCCAUGCAACAUUUUUCCGUUUUGGUCUCUAAAGGUUGCUUCAUUAUUUAUGAAUGUAAUUAGGCAACAUGUACAUUAUAUUAAUGCAUUCUACUCAAGUUGGUAUUUAAAAAGUCAAUUAAUUGGUAAAUUAUGUUAUCAAGCUUUGUGCUCACUACUAAUUUAUUAGAUGACUUAUUAAAGUGCCAUUGAGAUUUCUCUGAUCUCUUUAAUUUGAUCAAAUUUGUGUUUCCCUAAGUCAAAAGGGUUUCUUUAAAUAGGAAUGAACAUAGUCCAUAGAGUAUUUAGAAUGACAAAACUGUGUAGAAACCUCUUAAACCAAGCCAAGUACAGCUAUUUAAAUGCCCUUUUGUAAAUCUAGUUGAAAGUAUUUUAUUUUUUGUUCUGAAACCAUUUCAUACACACUACUGAUUUUAUUUUUUUAUUUUUUUUUUAACUUGAAAUGUGAGCUUCUUAGCUUAAGAACAAAAUGCACAAAAGAAGGGUGGAAAACAAUAUAAUGUGCCUUUAUUAUUGUUGAUGUGUUCAAUGUUAGGCAUUUGUUUGCUUUAUUACUUUGUUUUUAUGUCGUUGGAAGCUGAUAAGUUCACUAGGAGCUUUUAUUCUUCAUUUGCAAUAUAUUUUUAGCUAGUAGUAAAAAUAAAGUAUUCUUUAAAACAAA
Messenger RNA from Bombina bombina (fire-bellied toad), 8646 nucleotides. It is a transcript of the gene RBM47, whose product is annotated as RNA binding motif protein 47. Lineage: Eukaryota; Metazoa; Chordata; Amphibia; Anura; Bombinatoridae. Gene Ontology annotation, molecular function: mRNA binding. The record is from RefSeq and is a predicted model, not a curated record. The transcript is spliced from 5 exons. The coding region runs from base 561 to 2330 and encodes 589 amino acids. Gene Ontology annotation, cellular component: nucleus.